AUGCUGGGGCUCAGCUCCGCGGUCACAGUGUCACAGCGGGUGCGGGACCUGGCAGCGCUUCCCCGGCCACCUGCGGCCGCCGCUGCCCGCCCCGGCCGGCGCGGGGAGCUCCCGGCGCUCUCAUGCAUCUCCUUUAAAGGCCUUCUGUGCUCGGGCUCGGCCCCGGCCGCUCCGAGCGCCGCAGAUGCGGCCGCUCUGCCCCGCGGGAGCCCCGCAGCGCCGCCAGGGCCGAGCGCGGGCUCCGAGCCGGGCGCCAGCAUCUCCCUGCGCCGCUCGGGAGGAUCGGGAGGAGCUCAGGCAGUUAAGCAGAGCAGCUCGGAGCUCCUGCCGGGGUUCAGCCGGGAUUCCCUCCGCAGGGAGCAGCAGGCAGAGCUCUCCGGGCUCCCCCCGUCUCCGGAUGAAGGCAGGAUGAGCAGUGCCCAGGGACAGCCAGGUGGGGAUUUGGAUUUGGAUUUGGAUUUGGCCAGGAGCGAGCAGAGCGUGGAGCAAACCAGCCAGGAGCCGGGCAGGGCUGGGCAGGAGCAGCCUGUGCACCCUGGGGACAGUGACAGCACUAAAGGAGGUGAGGAUGCAGAAACCCCGGAGGAGCCGCUGCUGAGCCUCCCCAGUGAGCUCUCCGUGCUGGACAGGCUCGGCUUGCACAGGGUGGCUCUGACCGAGCAGGAUCUGGAGGCAGCCUUUGCCCACCUGGCCCUGGCGUUUCGCUGCGACGUGUUCACCCUGCAGCAGCGGGUGCAGGUGGAGAGACGGGCACGGGAUGCGGCGGAGGAAAACAUCCAGGAGGAGCUGGGGCAGUGCCGGGCUGCCCUGGAGAGGCUGGGCCGAUCCUGUGCCAGUGCAGGCUGCAAGGAGACGCUGGAGCAGCUGCAGCACAACCUGGCCGUGCUGGCAGCAGCCGUGGAGAGGGCAACCAGCGCUGCAGAGAAGCUGGGGGCUGUGCACCAGGAGGCCAGGAUGAGCCGGGCAGCAGAGGUGAUGGUGCAGCACGUGGAGAACCUGAAGCGGCACCACCAGCGGGAGCACGCGGAGCUGGAGGAGAUGAAGCGCCUGAUCCAGCAGAACUCCCGCAACCGGCAGCUGGCAGAGAGCCAGGAUGAUGUGGAGCCACGGCUGAGACCUCACCCCCUGAAGAGAACUUUCCAGCAGGGGUCUGCCCGCCGCAGGGUCAGCAUCGCCGUCAUCCCCAAGCAGCUCCUGCCAGGUGCCAGCCCUGAGAGCCGAGCAGCCCCAGCAGGUGACCUGGAGCCAGAGGGGGCCCAGCGCUGGCCCAGCACCCCCAGGAGCGAGCUGGAGCCACAGGGCCAGCACAGCGCCGUGACUGGGAAGCUGGUGGCAGAGGCAGAGGGCAGAGGAUCCAGCACAGGGAAUGAGGAGCCAGAGCAGCUUGGGCUGACGUCCAAGGGCUCUGCAGAGGAGCUGUGGCGUCCAUGGCUCUUCCUCCCACAGCACUACUGGGUUUUCUUCUGGCUGCUUCUGCUCAGCAUCGCCUUCCUCCUCCUCGUCCGUGCGCUGGAGCUGCAGAGGCUGCAGCCUGCAGCAUCACCCAAGGCCUAGCUGGACCAGGGAGGGGGAGCUGAGAGCCAUCUCUGCUCCUUCCCCACGGCCCGAAACACCAAACCCCUAGAAUA
Messenger RNA from Melozone crissalis (California towhee), 1628 nucleotides. Its product is annotated as inositol 1,4,5-triphosphate receptor associated 2-like. Gene Ontology annotation, cellular component: endoplasmic reticulum membrane. Bases 1 to 1554 code for a protein of 517 amino acids. NCBI's taxonomy places the organism in Eukaryota, Metazoa, Chordata, Aves, Passeriformes, Passerellidae. The record is from RefSeq and is a predicted model, not a curated record. The transcript has 15 exons.